Labrus bergylta (ballan wrasse) is the source of this 5442-nucleotide messenger RNA. RefSeq names its product zinc finger protein 592 (gene znf592). The record is from RefSeq and is a predicted model, not a curated record. Lineage: Eukaryota; Metazoa; Chordata; Actinopteri; Labriformes; Labridae.
GAAAAAAAAAAGAAAAAAACCAAGUGAACCGCUGAACAGCUUGUAGCUACGAGAUGAUGCUUCAGCCCAACGUUACCACCGAAUAAGCGCACACAGCUUCACUCGCUAAACUUCAUGACUGAGUAGAAAUGUUAAACGUAACUGGAUCAAAUGGUUGAUGACACUGAACAGCCAUGGGUGACAUGAAAACCCCAGAUUUUGAUGAUCUUCUAGCUGCCUUUGACAUCCCAGAUGCCACAGGGCUGGAUGCCAAAGAGCCCCCGCAGGGUGAGGAGACCGGAGAGGGUCAGCUGAAACACACAGGAGUCUGCCUGGAUGACAGCUUAUUGAGUAACAAGGCGACUGCAGAUGUGCCCGCUGUAAGUGUUAUUGUGAAAAACACAAGUCGGCACGAGACGUUGGAAGGUCUUGGACCGGCGUUGCAAAAUGGAUUCAGGGUUCAAGAGCCCCCCGUUGACGCAGCCGACGCCGGCUUGUCCAAAAAAAUGGUCUCGGCUUUGAACGGGGAGAGUUCAAGGGAGCUUCUCGGGAAGGCUCCUGUUCAGCACAAACCAGGUGGAACGCCGCUGUUUUCACAAUCGCUCUCUCAUACGAGUCCAAUCUCCAGUUCCGAGUCUGAAGAUGCCCAGUGGAGUCGAGAGCGAACACCGAAACAGAAGGAACCCUGUUUCCCGGAAGCUUCUGUUCUGGUGGACCCUUUCGCUGAAGACGAUGCAAGAAAUGUGGACCGUACCGUGUUUGAUGAAUGCUCCUCGGGUUUUUCCAAGAACAAUGAGAGGCAAGCAGUGCAAAGUAAUGGAAGCAAGGAGCACUUAGGCAUCUUAGCCAGUAACAAAACAGAUAGAACUCCCAGAAGACACAGUGCUCUUCCUCCACCAAGUCUUAGCAAGAACUUUAUUGGUACCGACUGCGAUUCAGCAACAACGAAAGAUGUUCCUGCUGCUUGUCCUCUCGGCAAUUCUCAGACAUCUAAACUAAACUCUUGCCUUGAGGCUCUCGUGGCUCUGAAUGCUAGAACAGAUCCCAGAGAGUCGUCAGUCAAUCAGAAUGAAUGCAUGAAAGUAAGCUUGAACUUGCCCAUAUCCCCAAAAAGCCCCAGAAGUCCAGUUGAAGCUGUGAAACGGUUAGUUAAACCCUCUGAUAGUCCUGUAAGCAUCUGGAGCGACAGUAGUAGCAAGGCCUCCCCUGCAGUGACAUCUGGGUUACCUGCCGCCAUACCUAGGGUCAGAAUCAAGACCAUCAAAACCAAGUCUGGACAGAUCAAGCGCACAGUGACCAGUGUGCUGCCUGAUUCAGAAACGGAUGACAUUCAUUCUGCAUAUGAAUCCUCUCCAUCUCAAAGUAUGAUCAGCGACGAUUCUUACUGUAAUAUGUCUCCACAUCGGUCUCAAAGUGCAGCAGGUGAAAGCGUCGUUGGAAUACAGACUAAAAGUGUCCCGGCUAGUGCAUCGUCACAGAAAGUUUUACACAACAGAUCAGAAGCAAACUCAAGUAAGACGGAGAAACCACAGUCUGCGACAACGCUCCAUAGUUUAAACGGUUCUGCCAAGCGUUCUGUUGCACAUCAUAAGCAGAAAAAAAAGAGAGAAUCGGCGACAAUAAGCCAAGCAACCGGUGCAAACUUCCUUCCCAAAGCCAUGCAUCUAGCUAGUCUGAACCUGGUCCCCCACAGUGUUGCUGCCACAGUUGCCGCCCGAUCCACCUCCCAUCAUCAAAGCAAACACGCACUGUCCUCGACGGUGUACAGCACUGUGCCACUGGUGCAUCAGGUCAAAACAGCUAACUCUUCACCUCGCACAUCUAUUCACAACACAGCAGCAGGAACCUUGAACAGACUGUUGAACAAUGCCAACCCCUUGCCUACAUAUGUUCCCAAUCUGAACCCCCCUCCAGACAGCAACAUAAACCUUCCACCACGCGGAUACUGCUGCCUCGAAUGCGGGGACUCGUUUGGGGUGGAGAGGAGUCUCGCGUAUCAUUACAGCAGGAGGAGUGUCCACAUUGAAGUAGCAUGUACCCACUGUGCCAAGACCAUGGUGUUCUUCAACAAGUGUGCCCUGUUGGCGCACGCACGGGAGCACAAGAAGAACGGCAUGGUGAUGCAGUGCACUCAGCUUCAUAUGAAACCCAUAGCAGAGGAGCAAAUGUUUUUAGCCCUGACUGCUGAACAUGUGAAUGUGGACUCUUACCCCUCUCGGUCAUCCUCACUCAAAAGUCAACCUGUCCUGCCCCUGUAUCCAGACAAUGUCAUUCACCAUCAGCUCAGUUGCCUGGAGUGUAACAAGCAGUUAAUAGACUACAAAGCACUCGCAGGCCAUUACCAGAGGCCGUCAGACGACAUGGAAGGACUAAUGUGUCAGGUGUGCUUGAUGCUGUUACCUAACAAAUGCAGCUUCAAAGCUCACGAACGCAUCCAUUCACACAAGCCUCCAUAUAGCUGUCCUGAGUGUGGUGCCACGAGUCUUUCUGCAGACAUACAGAAACAUGUUAAGGAAAACUGUCUCCACUACGCACGCAAGGCCUGGUACAAAUGUCUUCACUGUGAUAUGGUUUUUAAAACCCUGCAAGGACAAAAGACUCACAUUGGAAAACACUGUGAAGUCUUAUACAAGUGCUCCAUCUGUCCAAUUGCCUUCAAGACCCCCGACAGCUGUGAAGUGCAUUUAAACAUUAAACACAAUGCUGGCAAAGUAUCCCCGCAGUUAAUCUUCAAGUGUUCAUGCGAGACCAUUUUCAAGAAAAAGCCGUUACUGUUUCAGCAUUUUCAUCAGAAUGCCAACAAGCGAGUUACAUGUGUUUUCAAGUGUCCAGAAUGCAACUCUGUCUUUCCACAUAAACAGAUGUUAAUGCAGCACUUCAAGGGUGUUCAUGUAGGACACAUGAGAGAAGCAGAAAAGCCCAGUAUUGAAAAUGGCAAAGCUGACAGGCACCAGAAAUCCCAUUCAGUGCAACAACACAAGAGUCCCAUUAAACAUAAAGAUAGUCCAAGAAAAAAGGCUGACCAGGAGCGCAGGCCGCGUGCAAAACCUACCGGCUGGACGUGUGGGGAGUGUCUCCAGUUUUUCCCUGAAAGAGAUGCAUUUGUUUCUCACAUGAAGAUCAACCAUGGAAAGUCAAUGAAGAAGUACCCAUGUCGACAUUGUGAGCGGUCUUUUAACGCUGCGAUCAGUCUGAGACGACAUAUUCGCAUUGACCAUGAUGGAAAAAAGAAAAGUUACACUUGCUGGUAUUGCACUGACAGCAAGACAAUAUUCACAACAAGUGUUACGUUGAAGAACCACAUCAGUCUAAUGCACGGAAUCAAAAAUCCUGAUCUCAGCCAAAUGCCAAAAACAGCCACCCUGGAGUCAAAAAAGGCUGUAAGAAAGGAGCCUGUGUCAGAUAGACCUGCCGUGGACACACAGGAGAAGCAGCAGGAUCACACUUCCAGUAUUGAGGCUCCUUCAGCGAAGCGGCUGAAAACCAAUUUCCGCUGUUCAAAGUGUGGUUUCACCACAGAUGAUAACACAAAGUUCCUGCAGCACAUACCGCAGCAUAAAACGGAUGAAAACACUCCUCAGUGCCUGCACUGUGGCCUGUGUUUCACAUCUGUGCUGUCUCUUAACAGACACCUUUUCAUUGUACACAAAGUAAAGGAUCCUGCGAAAGAGGGAAGAGGAGGAGGAGGAGGAGAGUCGUCUUCAGCGGUUAGAAAGAAGAAGCAGGAGAGUCAGCCAGUCAGAUAUGCAGUGACUGAUGAGGAGAAAGCCUCGAUACCCACGCUUAAUGAUCAUGAGCCCUCGCGGGGGAAAGAGCCAGCAGCUCUGCGAUGCGACAGGACAGUCGACAUAAAUUUAAAACUGAGGAACGUCUCUCAGAAACAAGCAGUGGUUCUGAACACCUCUUUAAAGCUGCUCUGAUGUCGUCUGUGAAAGUAACAGAAAGUUUGAUAUUCUGCAUGGAGGUGGUACAAAGUGUUUGGGCUCUUAAUUUAAAUGUUACUCUCGUUCAGAGCCUGUGCAGUAUUUUAAAAAAAAUGAUAGCAUAAGGUAAAAGUACAGUAUUUUCAUAGAUUUAUAUUGCUCUUUUAAUUAUUUUUUAUUUAACAUUGCAUGUUGGUAAUAUAUUAAUCUUGCCUUCCAGUCAAACUGCGCACACUUUAUAGCGAAGCCUUUUAUUUCUAUUUCUUUUUUCCCUCCGAUUGUUGCAUCCAGCCUGACAGGUGACUCAGGAAUGUCAGUAUAAGUAGGUCUAGCUUUGAAUAAUCCAUGGAACAGUGAAGUAUACAGGAUUAUAGUCUGUUAUCAAUAGUAAUGUCAAUUUCUUGCAUUUAGUCAGAAGUAUUUCAUGCAACACGCAAUAACCUUGAUGGUAUUCAGCUUGCAGCUUCUAUCACAUGACUGUGUUGCAUUUAAUUUACAGUACACACCUAGACAUUUAGUUGACAUUUAUAGCAAGCAUAUCUUAAUUCAGUAAUACCUUAAAAGCCUUAUUUCUGCCAUCUUUGGUAUACUGACUUUCUUUUUGAUGUAUUUUAGCAUUCUGAAAUGCUUUUUUUGUUUUCAUGUUUAUUGAACAUGUUUGGUGCAAGGUCGUUCCCCCCCUAAGUGUUCAGGGGAAACAUUGAGAGGUAUAGGGUGCUUGGUGCAGCAGUGUUGAAAAUACCUCAAAUUGCCAGGAGUGUAUUUUUUACAGGCAGGUGAGCCGUCGGUGUUCUGUCAAAUCAGGGUAUAUUGUUUUGGGUGAUGCAGAGCGGGUUGGAAAGUGAAGUUGGACAGAGAUCAUGUUUUAUGAAUCAGGACCUGUUAACAUGAAGCUGCUUAUUUCUUUUUUUUAUAAUAGUAAUAAUAAUUAUUAUUAAUCUAGUAGGAAUCAACUCAGAGGAAAAACCUUUCAUAAUGGUGGAUACUUGAUGUGUGCAGGUCCUGAUUUGUAAAGCAGCACCUCUUUGUUUUAUGUUUAAUACGUGACAGUUCCUACCUCCAAGGGCAAAGGCAGUGAUUGUUCAAAAGGAAAGUGUUUGAGGAGUUGCCGGUUAUCUAAGUGCAAUGUAAAAAUGAGUUUAUAAAAUGUGUAUUAUCCCACAUUAUUGAAUUUUAUAAAUUAUUUUGUGAAGGAUAUGAGGCUAUAGGGUCAUAUUGACUUUUUUAUUCAAGUGCUAGACGAGCCUCUCUGUUUCUGUGUUCUGUAAAGUCCUGUUGUCUCCCCUCACAGAUGCUGACAAGAAUGACUUGUUCAAGACUUGUUACUUUGUAAUGCUCGUUGAAAGGUAUUUGUACUUUUGAUACUGUGUACAGUGAGGACUUGUUUAGGAAAGAAACCCAUGUACGUACAGUAGCCAAUGAACCCUGGAUUAACAGCAUUUCUUAAAGCCAUUACAUCUAUUCAGCUUGCAGUGGCCCAUGUGCCUUGCUGUAAUGUUUACAUGAAGUACUUCAAAUUAAAUUGGUGCAUUUAAUAUAA